Gadus chalcogrammus (walleye pollock) is the source of this 1148-nucleotide messenger RNA. RefSeq names its product dickkopf WNT signaling pathway inhibitor 2 (gene dkk2). Bases 375 to 1148 code for a protein of 257 amino acids. Gene Ontology annotation, cellular component: extracellular region. Lineage: Eukaryota; Metazoa; Chordata; Actinopteri; Gadiformes; Gadidae. Gene Ontology annotation, molecular function: co-receptor binding; receptor antagonist activity. The record is from RefSeq and is a predicted model, not a curated record. The transcript has 4 exons. Gene Ontology annotation, biological process: multicellular organism development; negative regulation of canonical Wnt signaling pathway.
UCACCACAAGCACCUAGGCCAGAUACGGACCGCUGGAAACCACUUUGCAAAAAUCUAUCCUAACCGUCAGUCCAUCAUCCAAUUUAUUUUUCUUUAAUUUAUAUUUUUUUCAACAGAAACAGCUAGGAUAAUUUCUUAACCGUCGACGGUACUUUCAGAAAAAUAUUAUUAUAUCCAUGGCAAUCUUGGGUUUAUUUAAUUGAUUUACCAAAACCAUCGAAGUUGAAAAACUUUUCAGCCAACCGGUAAACUUUUACGCAUGGACGCUGCGAGAACGCGCACCGCUCCGAGAUCGUCGGUGCUCGUAAAGUGAGCGCUGAGGUGUGCUCCUUGAACCUUUCCUACCUUCUCGGCACUCCACGUCUUUUUGAAGGAUGCUCGCUUUCCCUCGGAGUAGAUGGUGGUGGUUUGUACUGGCGCUCCUCGUGGCCACGGUGCGGACGGGGACGUCCCAGAGACCAGAAGCGCGCUCCAAGGCAAACUCCAUCAGGUCGGCGUUGUUGGAAGAGGCGCACCCCACGCCGGGGACCAACCACACCGGGACCCUUCACAGCGCAGGGGUCCCCAAGAAGCACAACGUCCUCACACAGGCGUAUCCGUGCAGCAGUGACAAGGAGUGCAGCCUGGGCAGCUACUGCCAAAGCCCCCAGCAGGCCCCCUCCAGAUGCCUCACCUGCCGCAGGAGGAAAAAGCGUUGCCAUAGAGACGCCAUGUGUUGCCCCGGAAACCGCUGCAGCAGCUACAUCUGCGUCCCCGUCUCGGAGAGCGUGCUGUCCCAGCACAUCUCGCCCCUGGGCGACCACAAUAAGCUCUCCACCAAGGAGCACGGCUGGAGGAGGAACGGGAAGACGAACGGGAAGACGAACGGGAAGACGCAGCCCAAGCAUUCCCUCAAAGGCCACGAGGGCGACCCCUGCCUGCGCUCGGCCGACUGCUCCGAGGGCUUCUGCUGCGCACGCCACUUCUGGACCAAGAUCUGCAAGCCUGUGCUGCGGCAGGGCGAGGUGUGCACCAAGCUCCGCAAGAAGGGCUCCCACGGCCUGGAGAUCUUCCAGCGCUGCGACUGCGCCAAGGGACUCUCCUGCAAGGUGUGGAGGGACGCCACGUCCUCCUCCAAGUCCCGCCUGCACAUGUGCCAGAAGGUCUGA